AUGGGCGCAUCCUCUGCCUCACUGUUCCUGGAGCUGCUGAAACGGGUUCCACAGCAGCCAUCGCAUCAGCAGCAGAACAGCAUUCAAUCGGUCACGUACACGGCACCAGUCUUCCCGCAUCCGGCAGCAGAGAACUCCUCUUCAGGAACCGGUGGGGAGCCCGUGCUCGUAUGGAUGCCAUACCAGCACAAUGCCCUGACGAGCCUCAUCUCAUCGCUCUUCAUCCAGGAGAACUUGAGGCGCAAGGGCAAUGUGCUGCUCGCGAACCUUGCCCUCGCCAACCUGCUCGUGUCAUCGGUCGGCUUCCCUGUGACAAUCGUGGCCAUUCUGGCCGGCAGCCAGGGCAGCUUAAUCACCUGUCGCUGGCAGUGGUACCCAGCGCUAUUGGGCUUCUACACCACAGUGUUCACCUUCCUAUUCAUCGCGGCCGAAAACUACGUGCGCAGUUGUCGCCAGGACCGGGACGUCUACUCGUCCGUGUGCGGCGCAAAGCUGGUCGUCUUCCUAAUGUUGGCAGCCUGGACGAUCGCAAUCUCGCUGGUUCUUGUCGUCACUCUGGUGACGGGUGGCCUAGAUGUCUGUGAACGGGACAUGCGCGAAAGUAAAAUGUUCGUAGCGCUGUGUGUUCCUUUCGCACUCACCGUCGCGGUGUUCGCCAAGGCCAUGCACGAACAACGGGACUAUACAUACAACCUGGAGCUGCGAAACUGCCUGGCCACUCGCGAGGAGAUACUCCAGCGAACCCUUCUGCGUACCAACGCCAUUGCGUACGCCCUGUUCCUCCUUCUUUGGCUUCCUUUUCUGCUAACGGUCAUCAUCAGCCCAUCCAUGCGGAGCUCCAACCCAGGCACAUCAGCUGUCGAGACGCUUUUCUUCACCGCCCAAUGCUUCAGCUGCAUCUGCGGCUGCGUGUACGCAUUCACACACGACGCAUUCCGCCAGGGCUUUCUGUACUUGGUCCACUAUUUCUGCUGCAAGAGUCACCCCGAGUUCAGCAAGCCGCCUAUCGGUGACAACAAGACAACCAGCUCGAUCAGAGUGCACGUGGGUAUGGAUUCUCGCGUCGGGGAGCGCAGGCAUCGCUACGGCAAGGCUGCGACUAUGGGCCUACUCAGUUUUGCUGGAGCAGACACCUGCCGGACUCGCGUAGAGGAGGACUUCCUCUGA
Messenger RNA from Rhipicephalus microplus (southern cattle tick), 1167 nucleotides. RefSeq lists its product as uncharacterized. Lineage: Eukaryota; Metazoa; Arthropoda; Arachnida; Ixodida; Ixodidae. The record is from RefSeq and is a predicted model, not a curated record.